CUGGAGAAAAAAAGGACCCUAAGAGGAGGGAGAUGAGGAGACCAAAUUAAAGAGGGAGGGAAGAGGAGCUCACAGCCAUGUUUGAGGAAUAUGAGGAAAACAUAUUGUUGAACUAUCACAAAAUAACAGGUGGUGCUUAGGAAAGGUCAGGAGCUGAGGGUUUCUCUGAGGGUAUGGAUGGUAUAGCGGAGCUGCGGUGAGGGCUCUGGUCUUGCAUCCGGGAAGUGCUGACUUGUGGAUUGAAGAUGCGGGUCAGUGCCUGGCUUGUCUGUGUGUCCUGGCUCUUCACCUGGGCAGCGUAUUCGGCAAGGUGCAAGUGCCAAGACAUGUGUCCAUCAGAGCAGGGACUGGAGAAGAGGUCAAAGACCCGGGUCAAGGAGCACGUUCGUCACAGCGUUGGACAUCAGCACACGCUCCACAGGAAGAGGCCACUCCGCAGAAAAGGUUCCAGAGUUCAUAUGGAAGAGACCCCGCCCCGUAUCGUCCUCAACCCCUCUGACGUGGUAGUGAAAGUUGGGAAUCCCGCUUCCCUCUCCUGCCGCGCCGAUGGCAGCCCCAAGCCAACCAUCGAGUGGCUGUACAACGGUCAACCCCUGGAGACAGUGAAUGGAGAUGGGUACUGGCAGUCCAUGGUUCUGUCAGAGGGCAGCCUCUUCUUCCUGAGUGUCGGAGGGGGCAGGCGAGGUCAGGCACAGGAAGGUGUCUACACCUGCGUGGCCAGGAACAGUGCAGGGAAGGCCACCAGUCGAAAUGCGUCACUGUAUAUCGCAGUGUUGCAGGAGGAGUUCAGCGUGGAGCCUAGUGAUGUGGAGGUGGCAGAGGGGGAUGUGGCUGUCUUAAACUGUGGCCCCCCAGCGGGACACCCUCAACCUAACGUCGUCUGGAAGAAGGAUGGCUCGCCGAUAAACAGCAGUGACCACCACUACACUGAGCUGAGUGGAAAGCUCAUCAUCGCUCCUGCAGAGAAGAAACACUCUGGUGCUUAUGUGUGUGUGGCCAGUAACACUGUGGGAGUGAGAGAGAGCAGAGCGGCUCGGCUCUCUGUGAUGGCCAAGCCUGUUCUGAUGCUGAAGCCAGAAAAUGUGUCGGUGAAGAUGGGGGAGUCUGCCCAGUUCUACUGCCAAGCCAAAGGUGACCCUCCACCCACUGUGCUCUGGAGCAGAGAGCAGGGGCCACUUCCUAACGGCAGGUACCUUGUAAACCCAGACCAGACUCUCCAGAUCCAUUAUGUGACAGCCCAGGAUGCUGGGAAGUACAUCUGCACUGCUGUAAAUGUUGUAGGUGUGGUCACUGCCAGCGCACAGCUACAAGUUGAAGAGGUUGCCAGCACUAUACAGAAAGACCUUCACAAAGAGCUGUCCACCCUGCGAGUGGCUCUGGAAAAUGUCACCAUCAUGGCCCCUGGGUCCAACAUAUCCCAAGUACAAUGGAAGCUCCAGUUCCUCCCGGCACAGCCACAUUACCUUGAUGGCUUCGAGGUUCUCUAUCGCUGCCUGCUGCCUGCCAGCUCGGACUGGGCAGCAAAGAAGGUGACACUGCCCAGCUUCCAGACUCAGGUGGGCCCUUUAAAGAGAGGCUACAAGUACGAGUUCAAAGUUCGUCCCUAUGGAAGUAGCUUGUAUGGAAGGGAGAGCAACACCCGGCACUUCAGAGUUCCAGAGACGGUUCCCAGUGCCUCUCCGCUGGCUGUGUCCAUCACAGUGAACCAUGAGCUGAAUAACACCAUCCACCUGAGCUGGGAGCCUCCUCCUCAUGAAACCCACAACGGUGUCAUCCAGGGAUACCAGGUGUGGUGUGUGGAGUCUGAGGAGCAGCAGUAUCAGAACUGGACAGUGGACAGUGGAGAACACAGCCUCGAUAUCUCUACUAUCAAAGCAGGGAAACGAUACUGGCUCACCAUGGCAGCUGUCAAUGGAGCCGGAGUUGGAACACCGUGUGACCCCCAUGGAUUUGUCAUCAACACACAGAUAGGGGGCCCCCCUGAGUCAGACAUCCAAAGACGACAUCUGUCUCAGAUCCUGUUUCAGGACCCAGUGUUCAUCGGCAUUAUUGGCGCCCUCCUGUGGUGUGUUCUGAUGGUUGCAGUUGUCUACCUCUUCAGACGCCACAGCAGGACAGGCCACCUCAUACCAGGACAUGGCAAAGUGAAAGGUUUACGCAGACUGGCCAGUGACGAUCUCAUUAUUAAACACAGCAUGGCGGCUCCAGACUCCCCAUGGAUCUCUGGAGGCUGGAGACCUGCCUUCAGCCAGAAGUAUCAGGACUUAUGGGCCCAAGGCCAAAAACAUCCAGGAAUCAGGAGCACUAGUCUCCCAGUCUCAUCCAAGAAGGACCCCGGCCGUCUGGACUCAGUUGUCCCCAUUGCGACCGACAGCUGCGGAGUUUAUGGCACUUUUUACGUGGACCUGAUGGGAAACGGCCUCAAGACCUUCAACAGUCCUGGGCCUCGCACUAAAAUGCCUCACGGCCUGCAACAUCAGCAGGGAGCUGAGACCAUCCGGAUAUUCCCUCAGCCUGUCGCAAAGACCUUGUCCCUUGGCAGCCGUGACGUGCUGCCAUGGAAACAAGCCAUACGUCCCCAGCCCAAGAUGGGUGUGCUGAGAGAGUCAUGGGAAAAAAACAACAGCAAGCAAGAGCUGCAUGCAGUAAACAGUGUCCCCAUAGUGCCAACCAGAAAGCAGGCUUGUCCCUCCAGUGUCUACAAGCAGAGACUCAGUCACAUACCACCAGGUCGACAUGGUGGAUGUCCAGAGUGUAGUGACGUUGCUGGCUGUCCUCGCCUGCUGCAUUACUCUGCGUCAGUCCACCUAGUGGACAUGCUGCCCCCACCACCACUGAUGCCCAUAGACAGCAGCAUGGACACACACAGCCUGACCUCUGAUGAAGGCUCCAGUCGUUCCACAAAGCUUACAGUGGACAUGGGCUCUCUCCAGUCAGUGUGUGAGGAAUCAGGCCAGCAUGGGCACCCAGGACUCACCGCCAACAGCUGCCCCUCCCACAGCCACCUGUCUACUGCAUCCUACACUAUGUCACUGGAUGAUGACCAUGGAGGCACACUGACAGCUCAGGAAGCCACCCAGUACCUAGAGCUCAGUCCUAAACCAGAGAGAUGCAGUGCUCUGCCUGAACAGCGUUCCCUCCUGUCCCACACCUUCUCCCCGAACCUGAGCUACAUGUGUGGGCCAGUACGCGACACUCAGCUGGAGGAUAACUUUUCCACUGAUGAGCUUGAAGCGCCACCAAUCGGCCUGCGACGUGCCCGCCUCCAGAGCACGCCUUCCUCCUGCUACAGCGAGUGGGACAGCUCCCUGUGGAACACCUGGAGCUCAGUCAUGGACAGCGACAUGGCCAGCACCCGCACCAGCCUCAUCAGCUCCGUGGAUAGCUGUUACACCUCUGACAGUGCACACUUUGCCCACCUGCUGGCUGUGGCAGCAGACUCUAUGAGUGGAGCCUCUUUGUCAGACUUUUCUCCGCCGGCUUCCCCCCUCAGCGCCUUGUACCCGUCGUUUCAUGCAGAGGGCGACUCGUUCGGAGAGCCGGAGCCGGAGCCUGUUCCUGCGUGGGACUGGAGCAUGGCCUGGGUGGAGGAAAUGGAGGCGAGGUACAGAGCCCGCUAUCCCAGCAGAAGCAUCAAACCCUUUAACGCUUAGGGACCCUGCGUCGUGGAAACGUCACCAGUGAGUCCUGAGAACUUCAGAAACACCCCACAGCAACGGCAGAAGUGCAGGACGAGGACAGGGCUCAGACAUGAUGCUGCAACAUUCAUUGAUUUACGUUAAUGGAAAUGAAGUAGGAAUGGAAGUGCAGGAAACAUCAUUGAAGUCUGAGUCAGUCAGGCGUGUAGUGGUUUCUCACACACAAAGAAAGAAUUGAAGUAUAAUUGCAGCUCACUCCUUGAUGUUUGGAACACCUGUGCCAGGAGAUGCACAUCUGCUGUUGUUUGCCUGUAAAACCCUUCCCAGUUUACCUCAGGACAGUCCGCCUACUAUUUUGCAUCCUUUAAAUGACUUUCACUGAGUUGCUUGUGUUUUCCUCUCAUUAGAGGAGCGGAUAAUGAGACACUUCCCUCAGGACGCUCUCAGCCAGUGUAUUUUGAAAAGGCCAGACAGACACAAAGACAGGAUGCAAGACAGGGAGACAGCAGUCAUUAGGCAAAAAAAAAAAAUACAGCACUACACACUUUUUUUUAUUCUGUUCCAAACACAUUGCAGCUCAGUGAUUCUGUACAGAUUUGAUUUACUGACCAAAUGUAAAUAUGCAGCUUAUUCAACAGAUGUUAUUUAAAGAAUUAUAAACACUUUCCAAAUCAUAUACUGUCGUUCUGUUUCACAUUCUGAGAAUUCUUUUUAUAUUUUUUGUCUUUAUGCACCCUGUCCACUGUUUCAUGUUUGCAAUGUAACGUACUGUAGUUCAGAGUCACUUUGUUCACAUUUAUUUGAACUGACAUAGGUCUAACCUUUAACCAAGUUGAAUUUUAGAUAUAUAUAUUAAAUACAAGUUUAGCUUAGUCUUUGCAUGCUUGCUGGUUUUUAUAUUUCUAAAAAUAUAAAUUCACUAAUGGUUGUAGCGUCAAAGUUUUACAUUUUGUAAGAAUUUGUAUUUGUUUUUGUACACAUUACAUUACAGAUGUGUUUUAUAGUUUUGAAUAAAAUCGUUGUAUCGCUUGAAAUCAAUUUGCAGGAGCCUUAACGAUAUGUGGAUGUGUCCGAGUUGAGCUGUAAAAUAAAAGCUCCUGCUGACACAGUUAGAAACCAAAUUCAACUGAAGGCAACAUUAUUCUAUUUUUCCCUCGUGUCAUUUAAAGUUUAAAAGAAAAAUACCUCUCCACACGGUGACUGCGUUGUAAAAAAAACCUUCAGACUCCCUUCAGAUGAUUUAAGGAGCUUUGACACGUCCACCUUUCAGGAUGUAUUCGCAGUUUCUCGCGGGGGGAUUUUCCACUUUGCUGCUGGAGGAAGUGAAGUAUCUUUAAAUUCCACACUGUCCCUCUGCGUCCUGUGGGCUGGGUUUUAAUUGACCCUGCUGUUCUAAAUGGCUAUGUAGAGCAUGAAGGUGAUGUUUAGACCUCAUCUGUUUGGCUUGACUAGCCAAGGCAAACAAUGCUGCAGUGCCUGAUAAUGGAUUCUAAUUACAAACCCAUUGGAGAGAAUAAUUAAACCUUAAUCAAUGGUUUGUUAUUACAAAAGCGGGAUGAGUGUAAUUUUAAACUUGCAGUGUAACUAAUAUUUCUCUAAAGUAAAAACUACGAUUUCCUCUGGUUUCUCCCUGAUUAAAGCAGAUUAUUUGUC
Messenger RNA from Hippoglossus stenolepis (Pacific halibut), 5291 nucleotides. It is a transcript of the gene robo4, whose product is annotated as roundabout, axon guidance receptor, homolog 4 (Drosophila). The record is from RefSeq and is a predicted model, not a curated record. Lineage: Eukaryota; Metazoa; Chordata; Actinopteri; Pleuronectiformes; Pleuronectidae. Bases 246 to 3653 code for a protein of 1135 amino acids. Gene Ontology annotation, biological process: axon guidance; dendrite self-avoidance; homophilic cell-cell adhesion. Gene Ontology annotation, molecular function: cell-cell adhesion mediator activity. The transcript is spliced from 19 exons. Gene Ontology annotation, cellular component: plasma membrane; axon.